Conger conger (European conger) is the source of this 1065-nucleotide messenger RNA. Its product is annotated as protein Wnt-6-like. The transcript has 4 exons. The record is from RefSeq and is a predicted model, not a curated record. Gene Ontology annotation, molecular function: frizzled binding; cytokine activity. Lineage: Eukaryota; Metazoa; Chordata; Actinopteri; Anguilliformes; Congridae. Gene Ontology annotation, cellular component: extracellular region. Gene Ontology annotation, biological process: cell fate commitment; canonical Wnt signaling pathway; multicellular organism development. Bases 1 to 1065 code for a protein of 354 amino acids.
AUGAUGACCCCACUAACUCGAACGCAGCUCGGCGUGUUUCUCAUCCUCCUUUGUCCGGUCAACAUAAUCGGGUUGUGGUGGGUGGUGGGAAGCCCUUCGGUCAUGGACCCCAACAGCAUCUGCAGGAAGGCAAAGCGGCUAGCCGUCAAGCAGGCCGAGUUGUGCCAGAGCCAGCCUGAGAUCAUCAGUGAGGUCAUCAAGGGCACUAAGUUAGGCUUGCGGGAAUGUAAGCAUCAGUUCCGCUUCCGUCGCUGGAACUGCACCAGUCACAGCAAGCACUUUGGAAAUGUUCUGCAACAAGAUAUCCGAGAGUCUGCGUUCGUGUACGCCAUCACGGCAGCGGGCGUGACGCACGCAGUGACCCAGGCCUGCAGCAUGGGCAGUCUGCUGCAGUGCGGCUGUGAAACCACGAUGAGCUGGGCGCCUCCGAGGCCCGCUACCGGCGCCGGCACCGAUGCCGUCAAAUGGGAGUGGGGUGGCUGUGGGGACGAUGUGGACUUCGGCUAUGAGAUGUCCAAGAAGAUCAUGGACGGCAGGCAGAAAAGGGGGAAGAGCGACAUCAGAACCUUAAUGGAUCUCCAUAACAACGAAGCAGGAAGACUGGCAGUGAAGAAUUAUAUGAGAGCAGAGUGUAAAUGCCACGGGCUCUCUGGCUCCUGCACACUGAGGACCUGCUGGAGGAAGAUGCCUCACUUUCGUGAGGUGGGAAACCGACUGCUUGAAAGGUUCAACGGGGCCUUCAAGGUGAUGGGAGGGAACGACGGAAAAACUCUCAUCCCCGUUGGAUGGAACAUCAAGCCUCCGGACAAGCAGGACCUAAUUUAUUCGGCCGAGUCUCCAGAUUUCUGCCUGCCCAACCGCAAAACGGGGUCGGCGGGCACCCGCGGGCGGGCGUGCAACAGCACAGCCCUGGACAUGAGCGGCUGUGACCUGCUCUGCUGUGACCGCGGUUACAGGGACCAGACCGUGGUUUAUGAGGAGCACUGCCUCUGCAGGUUCCACUGGUGCUGCAUGGUGCAGUGUAAGAAAUGCGCUGUCAGGAAGGAGCUCAGUCUCUGCUUGUAG